Messenger RNA from Paramecium sonneborni, 2304 nucleotides. The record is from the annotation of a GenBank genome assembly. NCBI's taxonomy places the organism in Eukaryota, Ciliophora, Oligohymenophorea, Peniculida, Parameciidae.
UUUUAAAUAAAUGGACUUAAGAUGGUUAUAGGAUGAAGAUAACUUGACAAGUAUUUAUGAUCUUAAUUAUUGAUAAGCUGCAGAUUAAUGCGAUCAUUUUAAUGCAUCUUUCAUUAGUUCUCCAAAUAGAUCAUAAUUUGGAAAAUCAAUAAAAAAUUAAUAUACUGCAGUUGAAUUUACAGACACUUUAGGGAAAAUAUUUUAAGUAAUUGAUUAAUUAUAGAAAUAGGCAAUAAAGGAGAAGAAUUUAGAGAAAGUGUAAAAUUUAAUUAAUAUGCACAAAUAAAGAUCUAAGAAUUUAGGUGAAGAUCCUGAGUUUAGAUGGGAUAUAAUAAAUGAUUUAAGUCUUAAUUGGUCUCCACUUCAUCAUUCAAUUUAUUUGGGUUGCGAAGUUAUAUUUUUAUGGUUUUUAAGUGUUGGAGGAGACAUUUCAUCAAUUACUUAUGAUGGAUAUUCUGCUUUAACAUUAGCUGUUUUAUCAAAAAGUGAAUUAAUGGUCCAUCUUUUGAUUGCAUAACCAAAUUUAAAUGUUAAUCAUGUAUCAAGAAAAGGAUCAGCUUUGCAUAUUGCAGUUUAAUCAAAUUAAAUUUCUAUAUUGAAAUUAUUGUUGCAACAUCCCAAUAUCAAUUUGACUAUAUACAAUGACUAAUUACAAUAACCAAUAGAUUUAGCUACUGGAAAAGCUAAAGAGCUUUUAGAAAAAGAAUUAUAAUCAAGAACUGAUUUUUAUUAAGAAUAACAAAAAUCUUAUAUAUCAAAAGCUAGUUAAGAUGACAGUAACCCAUAAAAUACAUUAGAUGUAAAUUAUAAAUUAUCAUCCAGACUUUUAUUAUUAAUAGACCUCAAAAGCCACCUGUAUACAAAGGAUAUGUGGAAAAGUUACAUUUCUCACAUUUAUAUUCCUAUUAGAGAUACAUCGUAGUUGAUCCAGACAGUGGAGUUUUACUUAGAUUCGAAAAUUAAGAAAAUUAUCCUUUAAAUCCAAAAGAAACAAUACCACUUUAAAAUAUAUUUAAUCUUAAAAUAAUAGUUAAGGAUAGACCUUUAACUAAUAAUUCAAUCUAUUUAUUAAUCGAAUACAAUUAGAAAAAAAUUUAUUUUAUUUUUUAAUCUCAAAAGAUGGCAUAAGUCUGGUAUGAUUCUAUUAAAACAGCUGUAGGAUAUUCAAAAUAUAUAAAAUAUAAAAUAGAUUUAUAUAGUUAAAAAAAAGAAGGAAAAAAAGUAUUUUAAAAGGUUAAUGAUAUGUUAUUAGAAAUAAAUAAUUAGUCAAUUGAAAUUGAUUCUUAAUUUAAACAAUAAUAAUUAAAAUAAGAAAUUAUUGAAUUUAAGGAAAAGCCAGAUAGAAAACUAUUACAAAAUUUAAAAUUUUCUGAUUUUUUAAUUUAAGAAAUGCUUUAAAAAGGAUCGUGUGGUGUAAUAUUUAAGGCUAAAUAUUUAAAAGAUAAUAAGAUUUAUGUUUUAAAGCAAUAAAAUAAAGAAUAACUUAGAAAAUUUUCUUAACUUGAUUAUUCAAUAAAUGAAGUAAAGCUUUUAAAAAUGAUUAAUCAUCCUUAUAUAAUAAGAAUAAAAGGGUUAUUUCAAACUAAAAAUAAUUUGUAUUAUUUGAUGAAAUAUUAUGAAAAUGGAGAUUUAUCAUAAUAUAUAGGUUAGGGUUAUAUUUUAUCUGAAAAUGUUUCUAAAUUAUUAAUAGCUUAAGUGAUAUUAGCUAUUGAAUAUUUACAUUCAUUGAAUAUAAUAUAUAGAGAUUUAAAACCUAUGAAUAUUUUAGUUGGAAAAGAUGGUUUUCUUAAAUUAGCUGAUUUAGGAUUGGCAAAAGAAAUAAUUAAUGAUAGAGCUGCUUUGUCUUUUUGUGGAUCUCCUGCUUAUUUAGCACCUGAAAUAAUUAAAGGAGAUGGUGCAACUUAAUCUGUUGAUGUUUAUGGAAUAGGAGUAUUACUAUAUGAAAUGUUAAGCGGAUAUCCUCCUCAUUUUAUUUAAAAUAUAGACUUAAUGCUUGAAAGAAUAUAAUUUUGUCCAAUUAAUUAUGAUAGAAUUAAAUCUAAAAUGUCAAUUAAAAUUUUAAAAGAAAUGCUCUAAAGAGAUUAAACAAAAAGACCAAAUUUAAAAGAUAUAAAAAAUCAUAUAUUUUUUGCAGAUAUUAAUUGGAAUAAAUUACUUAUGAAGAAUAUACUUCCUCCAAAAUUAAUAAAAACAAAUAAAUAAUAAAAUAUGUUAGAACAAAAACUUAAAGAAACAAUAUUUGAUUAAGAUUAUUCAGACUAAUAAGAAAGAUUAAAUUAUAUUGAGAAUUGGAAUUUAUCAUGA